Molecule: messenger RNA, 1375 nt
Organism: Balearica regulorum gibbericeps (East African grey crowned-crane)
Lineage: Eukaryota; Metazoa; Chordata; Aves; Gruiformes; Gruidae
Source: RefSeq, a predicted model, not a curated record
AUGCCAGGCAAGUGUGAGACAGAUCGAUGUGGAGUAAGACAGUGCUUGUUGACAGUCAAGUGGGACAGCAGCCAGGUAAAUAUUACACCUUCCGUACAUUCCACUGGUGAAUUCCCCCAGCUUCUCCAUCAUGGUGUGAAUGUGCCACAUAAUGAGUCACAUUUGUUGACUCAGCAGAAUGGCAGCACAGCUAACAUGCUGGAAGCAUCGAUGAGAUCCAUUACGCCUCAGAUUAAUGGGAGGUCCUCUAGUGAUGACUUUGACCAGCUGAUCAGAAAUAUGUCUCAGGGUCGUCUUGUGGAGACUAUUGAGCUUAUUAAACCUUUAAGUGGUGGUCUGGGCUUCAGUGUUGUGGGACUCAAGAGUGAAAACAGGGGAGAACUAGGAAUAUUUGUGCAAGAAAUCCAGGAGGGAAGUGUGGCACAUAGAGAUGGAAAGCUGAAAGAAGCAGAUCAAAUCCUUGCUAUUAACGGACAAGCCCUUGAUCAGACAAUUACACAUCAACAGGCUAUCAGCAUCCUACAGAAAGCAAAAGAUAAUGUCCAGCUGGUUGUGGCCAGGGGCACGUUCCCUCAGCUGAUCAGUCCUGUAGUUUCCCGGUCUCCGUCUGCUGCUAGCACAGUUUCAGCCCAUUCCAACCCGGUUCAUUGGCAGCAUGUGGAGACCAUUGAGCUGGUGAACGACGGCUCAGGUUUGGGAUUUGGGAUAGUGGGAGGAAAGUCAACUGGAGUGAUUGUUAAAACCAUCCUCCCAGGAGGGGUGGCUGAUCAGCAUGGGAGAUUGUGUAGUGGAGACCACAUCUUGAAAAUUGGUGAUACAGACCUGGCUGGAAUGAGCAGCGAGCAGGUGGCACAAGUUCUGAGGCAGUGUGGAAAUCGAGUGAAACUGGUUAUUGCAAGAGGUCCUGUUGAGGAGCCACCUCCACCAGCAGUCCCUCCAGGUACACCAAUACCUGUCUCCACAACAGAGAAACAGGUAGAUGCUUCUGUUGAUAGCUGUGAAGAUGGGGAGAAAUUUAAUGUUGAACUCACUAAAAACAUUCAGGGGUUAGGAAUAACUAUUGCUGGUUACAUUGGAGACAAAACAUCAGAACCUUCUGGUAUCUUUGUGAAAAGUAUUACAAAAGGCAGUGCGGUUGAACAUGAUGGCAGAAUCCAUGUGGGAGAUCAAAUUAUAGUUGUGGAUGGAACAAAUCUUCAAGGUUUUACUAAUCAGCAAGCAGUUGAUGUUUUGCGGCACACGGGACAAACAGUUCAGCUCACUUUGAUCAGAAGAGGGUUUAAGCAGGAAACUCAUAUUCAGCCUCAGGAGGACUUCAGUGCUGCUGUUGAAAAGGACUUACUGUUCCACACAAUGGAUAGUAGCACAACCAAAG